AUGGCCUACAUCACCAAGCUAGAUGUUGGCACCAGCAUGACCUCAGUAGAUUGCCAGAAACAAGUUCGUUCAUGGAGGCUUCUACGUUCACUCAUUCAACUACUAAUCCCCACUUGCAACUGCAUCUUAGUAGAACAAGAACAAGAACAAGAACAAGAACCAGAUUACAACAACAAUUCAAGAAACUGGCACAAAAAAUAUCCAUCAUCACAUUCACUCAUUCCCUCUACAACAAUCACCGGCACGAUAUUCGGAUACCGUAAAGGAAAAGUAAGCUUUUGUAUCCAAUCCAACUCCAGCUCCACAAACCCAAUUCUCCUUCUACAACUAGCCAUCCCAACGAGUGUUUUAGCUAAGGAAAUGAGAGGUGGAACUUUAAGAAUCGUUCUUGAAAGUGUCGCUUCAGGCUCCUGCAGUAACAGUGAUGACCUAUUUUCAACUCCUCUUUGGAUCAUGUACUGUAACGGAAGAAAAGUUGGGUAUGCUGUUAAGCGUAAGGCUUCGAGAAGUGAUUUUGAAGCAUUGAGUUUGAUGCGGUGUGUUUCUGUGGGCACUGGUGUUAUAAACCGAAAGGAGAGUUGUAAACAAGAUGAUCAGCUUAUGUUUCUUAGAGCUAAUUUCCAAAGGGUUUCUGGCUCAUCUAAAACUAAUUGUGAAUCUUUUCAUUUGAUUGAUCCUGAAGGAAGCAUUGGACAAGAGCUUAGUAUUUUCUUUUUUCGAUCAAGGUGA
This is a messenger RNA of Vicia faba (fava bean), 729 nucleotides long. NCBI's taxonomy places the organism in Eukaryota, Viridiplantae, Streptophyta, Magnoliopsida, Fabales, Fabaceae. The record is from the annotation of a GenBank genome assembly.